AUGGGGGUGUUGUUCACCCUGCUCAGCCUGUUGCAGCUGGCUGUGACUCUAAACAUCGCAGCCUUCAACAUCCGGUCUUUUGGAAACACUAAGAUGUCCAAUGCUACCAUCUCUGGCUAUAUUGUGGAAAUCGUGCGUCGCUAUGACAUCGUCCUUAUCCAAGAGGUCAGAGACACCCACCUGGUGGCUGUCGGGAAGCUUCUGGAUGUGCUCAAUCGGGAUGUGCCUGACACCUAUCGCUAUGUGGUCAGUGAGCCUCUGGGUCGCAACAGCUACAAGGAACAGUACCUUUUCUUGUACAGGCCUGACCAGGUGUCUGUUCUAGACAGCUAUUACUAUGAUGAUGGCUGUGAGCCUUGUGGAAGUGACACUUUCAGCCGAGAGCCAACCAUUGUCAAGUUCCAUUCCCCGUUCACCACGGUCAGAGAGUUUGCGAUUGUGCCCUUGCAUGCAGCCCCAGCAGACGCUGUGACUGAGAUUGAUGCCCUCUAUGAUGUUUACCUGGAUAUCCGAAAAAAAUGGGACCUAGAGGACGUCAUGUUCAUGGGCGAUUUCAAUGCUGGCUGCAGCUACGUAAGCUCCUCCCAGUGGUCUUCCAUCCGCCUUCGGACAAGCCCUCUCUUCCAGUGGCUGAUCCCUGACAGUGCAGACACCACGGUCACAUCCACAGAGUGUGCCUAUGACAGGAUCGUGGUUGCUGGAACUCAGCUCCAGAGCGCUGUUGUUCCCGACUCAGUUGCUCCCUUUGACUUCCAAGCAGCCUACAAACUUACCCAGAAGCUGGCUGAAGCCAUCAGUGACCAUUACCCAGUGGAGGUGACACUCAAGUAA
Messenger RNA from Chionomys nivalis (European snow vole), 831 nucleotides. It is a transcript of the gene Dnase1, whose product is annotated as deoxyribonuclease 1. Gene Ontology annotation, cellular component: nucleus. Bases 1 to 831 code for a protein of 276 amino acids. Gene Ontology annotation, biological process: DNA catabolic process. Gene Ontology annotation, molecular function: DNA nuclease activity. Lineage: Eukaryota; Metazoa; Chordata; Mammalia; Rodentia; Cricetidae. The transcript has 8 exons. The record is from RefSeq and is a predicted model, not a curated record.